GGUGCCAGUACUCCAGCUGGAGGCUAUCUUGAUAUGUAUUUCCAGAGAGAUAGUCCUAAUAUGGUGAAUGCAGGAGACAUGAACGGUUCUGGGAAUUUGAUGGAUUUUUUGGAUGAACCUUUUCCUGAUGUUGGGACGUAUGAAGAUUUUCAUACUAUUGAUUGGUUACGGGAAAAAUCACGUGACACAGACAGACACAGAAAAAUUACAAACAAAAGUAAGGAGUCCAUAUGGGAAUUCAUCAAAAGUUUACUGGAUGCAUGGUCAGGAUGGGUAGUGAUGCUUCUCAUUGGACUACUGGCAGGCACAUUAGCUGGAGUUAUAGAUUUAGCUGUGGACUGGAUGACAGAUCUGAAGGAAGGUGUCUGCUUAUCAGCAUUCUGGUACAGCCACGAACAAUGCUGCUGGACGUCUAAUGAAACGACCUUUGAUGACAGGGACAAGUGUCCUCAGUGGCAGAAAUGGUCUGAACUUCUAGUUCAUCAGUCUGAGGGUGCAAGUGCUUACAUUCUAAAUUAUUUUCUUUACAUUUUGUGGGCUUUAUUGUUUGCUUUCCUGGCUGUCUCCCUCGUCAGAGUCUUUGCCCCCUAUGCCUGUGGUUCUGGAAUUCCAGAGAUAAAGACCAUCUUGAGCGGUUUCAUUAUUAGGGGUUACCUGGGCAAAUGGACCCUCUUAAUCAAAACAGUCACUUUGGUUCUAGUGGUGUCUUCCGGUCUCAGCCUUGGCAAAGAAGGGCCUCUAGUUCAUGUGGCUUGCUGUUGUGGCAACUUUUUCAGCAGUCUCUUUUCGAAGUACAGCAAGAACGAAGGAAAGAGGAGAGAGGUACUUUCAGCAGCUGCUGCUGCAGGAGUAUCUGUUGCCUUUGGAGCACCAAUUGGUGGCGUACUUUUUAGCCUGGAGGAGGUGAGUUAUUAUUUUCCCCUGAAGACUCUCUGGAGAUCAUUUUUUGCAGCCCUUGUUGCAGCAUUUACCCUGAGAUCCAUUAAUCCAUUUGGAAACAGCCGCCUAGUUCUUUUUUAUGUUGAGUAUCACACACCUUGGUACAUGGCCGAACUUUUCCCUUUUAUUCUACUUGGAGUUUUUGGAGGCCUGUGGGGGACACUUUUCAUCCGAUGCAAUAUUGCGUGGUGCAGGAGACGCAAAACCACAAGGCUUGGGAAGUACCCAGUCCUAGAGGUCAUUGCAGUAACUGCUAUCACUGCAAUAAUUGCCUACCCCAAUCCAUACACCCGGAGGAGCACCAGUGAGCUCAUUUCAGAGCUUUUCAAUGACUGCGGAGCUCUAGAGUCUUCACAACUCUGUGACUACAUAAAUGAUCCUAAUAUGACUCGACCUGUGGAUGAUAUUCCUGACAGACCAGCUGGCUUUGGAGUAUAUACAGCUAUGUGGCAGCUAGCCCUGGCUUUGAUCUUUAAAAUCAUCAUUACCAUAUUUACUUUUGGCAUGAAGAUCCCUUCAGGCCUCUUUAUACCCAGUAUGGCUGUAGGAGCUAUAGCUGGUAGAAUAGUUGGGAUUGGAGUAGAGCAGCUGGCUUACCAUCACCAUGACUGGAUCAUCUUUAGGAACUGGUGUAGGCCAGGAGCUGACUGUGUUACCCCAGGACUUUAUGCCAUGGUGGGAGCUGCAGCCUGUUUAGGUGGAGUUACAAGAAUGACAGUCUCUCUUGUUGUAAUCAUGUUUGAGUUGACAGGAGGAUUGGAGUACAUUGUACCUUUGAUGGCUGCAGCAGUAACAAGCAAAUGGGUAGCUGAUGCCUUUGGGAAAGAAGGGAUCUAUGAAGCACACAUCCACUUGAACGGGUAUCCCUUUCUGGACGUGAAGGAGGAAUUUACUCACAGAACUCUAGCCACAGACGUUAUGAGGCCUAGGCGUGGAGAGCCUCCUCUCUCUGUUCUGUCACAAGACAGUAUGACAGUGGAAGAUGUGGAGACUUUGAUCAAAGAGACUGACUACAAUGGCUUUCCAGUAGUGGUUUCUAAAGACUCAGAGCGUCUCAUUGGCUUUGCACAGAGACGGGAGUUGAUUCUUGCAAUCAAGAAUGCAAGGCAGCGCCAGGAUGGGGUAGUCAGCAAUUCCAUUGUGUACUUCACUGAAGACCCCCCAGAACUUCCUGCAAACAGCCCUCACCCAUUGAAACUCCGUCGCAUUCUGAACCUGAGUCCUUUCACUGUCACAGACCACACACCAAUGGAAACAGUGGUAGACAUCUUCCGAAAACUUGGCCUUCGACAGUGUCUUGUCACUCGCAGUGGGAGGCUUCUGGGCAUCAUAACAAAAAAGGAUGUGUUAAGACAUAUGGCUCAAAUGGCAAAUCAAGACCCUGAAUCCAUCAUGUUUAACUAGGCUGGUUCCAGAAGACAGAUCAGAAUCUGAAUUUUUAAAGGACCUUUACUGGACUAACAGGAAAAUUUUGUACAGCAUUUAGUUUUUUGUUAAAAUGAAAUUUAAAUACAUAGAAACCAAUCAAGGAUAGAACCAAAGGAAAACUGUGGCAGAGAGGGUUGAAUGUAGCAUUACUAUUUAGUUGGGCAAAGCGUUUGACAGUUCUGUACAGCUGCAAAUAUUAAGCUGUUUCUUCUGACUGACGCCCAUACUAUGUGUUACUCUCAUGACAUGGGUGAUUUUCCCACCUUACCAAUGUUUACCUUGUGAUUUGGGAACACAGCCAGUUUCUCUGUUCUACUACAAGUCAUUAUAAGGGUAGGAAAAUUCACUAUGUGGUGAGAUUAGCAUGUGCUUGAGAGAGUUAACUGCUUGGUUGAUAUGUGUAUAAGUGUGAUGCGGCUUGUCUGGACUCAGGCACGUGGAAAAACACCAUCAACUUGAUAGGGAGAUUUGGGGAAACAGAAAAUUUUAUUUAAAAAUAAAACUAUUUAUAACUACAGUAUAACAUAUGCAAAGUGCUGUGUUCAAAGAAGCUGUGUUCCAGUCAUAUUUUUUCAUUAAUCGCGUUUCUACUUAUUUAUUAUUGGAUUAUGCUGACAUUUCUUCAAGAAGCAUAUGGUUUUAUGAAGACGUGUUCUUUUUGCCUAUUUUUUUGUAGAGGUUAGGACAAAGUAGAAUUAAAGUUGUAAUUCAGUUAGUUUUAACGUUAUAAAAAUCUUUGAUCCAUGCUUUGCUCCUUUCAGUUUAGUUCAGGCCCAGUUCUCAAGUUAAUUUUCAGCAGGACAAAAUAACCGUGAUGUGAGUCAGGUC
Molecule: messenger RNA, 3195 nt
Organism: Eublepharis macularius
Lineage: Eukaryota; Metazoa; Chordata; Lepidosauria; Squamata; Eublepharidae
Gene: CLCN4
Product: chloride voltage-gated channel 4
Exons: 12
Coding region: 34-2343 (769 amino acids)
Biological process (GO): chloride transport; transmembrane transport
Cellular component (GO): Golgi apparatus; membrane; synaptic vesicle
Molecular function (GO): voltage-gated chloride channel activity
Source: RefSeq, a predicted model, not a curated record